This is a messenger RNA of Arvicanthis niloticus (Nile rat), 558 nucleotides long. Lineage: Eukaryota; Metazoa; Chordata; Mammalia; Rodentia; Muridae. The record is from RefSeq and is a predicted model, not a curated record.
AUGGUCAGCUCCUGUUGUGGCUCUGUCUGCUCUGAGGAGGGCUGUGGCCAAGGCUGCUGCCAGCCCAGCUGCUGCCAGACUACCUGCUGUAGGACCACCUGCUGCAGGCCCAGCUGCUGUGUGUCCAGCUGCUGCAGGCCCAGCUGCUGUGUGUCUAGCUGCUGCAGGCCCCAGUGCUGCCAGUCUGUGUGCUGCCAGCCCACCUGCUGCCGCCCCAGCUGCUGUCGCCCCAGCUGCUGCAUUUCCAGCUGUUGCAGGCCUUCCUGCUGCCGCCCAAGCUGCUGUGUGUCCAGCUGCUGCAGGCCCUCUUGUUGCAUCUCCAGCUGCUGCCGCCCCUGCUGUGGUAGUUCUAGCUGUUGUGGAUCCAGCUGCUGCCGCCCCACCUGUUGCAUUUCUAGCUGUUGCAGGCCUUCCUGCUGCCGCCCCAGCUGUUGUGUGUCCAGCUGCUGCAGACCCCAGUGCUGCAUCUCCAGCUGUUGCCGCCCCAUCUGCUGCCAGACCACCUGCUGCAGGACCACCUGCUGCCGCCCAGCAUGCUCUAGUGGUUCUUGCUGCUGA